UUCGCAUUGAUAAAACGAAAAAAGUAUGUGAAGAAAAUAAAACGGGAAAUUAUACGCAAAAAAAACUCAAUUGCAAAUGCUAAAAAUAAUUGUGCAAUCAUCUCUGUUUUGCCAUCGUAUUCGUCUGCGUCGUCUUUGUUGUCCCAGGUGUUGCGAGUGAGAAUAGAUCGUGCGUUUCGAGUUGUGCUAGAGGUGUGGUUCUCUCGCCAUUAUUCACCAUCCAUCCGUCAGGUAACUAGAAUUGGAAUCGCCGUGAACAGGAGCACAACGGAGUCGGGAGUUCCCCAUUCCGGAACUGUGGUGGAAUGGAUGAUGUGGAUACGGCUAGCUUCGCGGGGCUACGCGACAAAAAUGAGAUCAUCAGCAAGUAUCUGGAGCAGUUGAAUCAACUGAAACAGCUGGCUGCGAGGCGGGGGCGAAUCAACGAGGCGGAAUUCAAUCGCUACCUGAUUCGACAUUACUUUCACAAUAAUAACAUUAUCAAUUAUAUCUUUGAUAAGAACACCAGCCGGAUUCUGCUCAAGACGGUCAUCGACCGAAAGAAAAAGAUUAUCAACUUUAUCUUCGUGCUGCUGACAUUGUUUAUUGUGUUUUCGUACAAACAUGAAGUGUCGACGGUGGUGCUGCGGAACAUCCAGAGCUUCAUCUAUCCGGGAAUGCGGGUGUGGCGGAAGGUAACCGUACCGAUCAUCGCCAACUACCCGUCGCUGACGGAAUACUACGACGAGAGCUGCCUACUGACGAAUCCGUACUUCCAAGUGGAGAACCUCAACUGUGAUCCGUGCGCGGACGUAGCCAACGUACUGGAUCUGACCAGUAUCGACCAUGUGGCGGUCAAUUAUCCGUAUAUUUUUAAGACGCAGAAGGAACUAGUCGACAUUAACCGAUUGCAAGCGCUGUACGAACAGAACCGUGCCAUUUUUACCAAGGAUGCGUACAAAAUCCAAUCGACGCAUACCGAGAUCCGCAAUCUGGACGAUCUGUUCCGACACUUUGUGAACGCUAGUCAGCAGGUGGAGAGUCACAGCGUGUGGCGCUGUAACCGGAUGGCACCGGCACGGUUACUGAGGUCAAUUUUCCCCCGACCGGCGCGGCUUCCCGCCACAGGAGUCAGUCUGGAGCGGUACCUAGUAGUGGACACUCCGCAGGCACCACCGUACCGAAUUCCGGACGCCGAGUGUGCCAACAUGUUCGUCAUCCAGGGCUACGGAAGCCGGACGUUUCUGCUUCGACCGACGCAGGAAUGCCGGCACCGGUGUCGAACCCUGUCCGUACGGCUGCCCGCCAGCUACGGGUUAAUCUACAACUGGUGGUACUGGAAACCGAUCUCGCUUCCCGAACAGUACGCCAAAACACCCUCCGUCAGCUACAUCGGGUCCUACUGCUGAAUAAGUGCUGUUCGUAGUGAGACCAGUGCAAAAGCAGCAGCAGCAGCACAAGACACCAUCUCACCGAAGCCAAAAUGCAUUCAAAGUAGCUCUUUCAGGAAACGUACAACCGGAAUAUUGCUAUUUAUGUUGUGACGCAGAGGUGCUAAAUGUCAUAAACAUGUUUGGGGGAAAAAUGUUGGUGAAUUUUUUUUCCCUCAUACAAUUUAGUGGUGACAUCUCGUGCAGUAAAAAUGUACACUUACCACCUAUGUGAGUGACAGAGCAGACCAAAAGCACUUGUGUAAGUAUCUUCAUCGUUUUCUCUUUUUCAUUUAUUUUACGAUGACGUGAGAUUAGCCGUAUUAGUCGUAAGGGCGUCGUGCGCGUGUGUGUGUAUGUUUAGGCCGAUUUGACUUUAGUUAAAUGUUUUACGUGUACUUUUUGUAAUGCAUGGUUCACAUUGUUGUAAUAAUAAUUGACAAGCAAAAUGGCAUCAAGGUAGCCUUCUGAUACAUGUUAUAACUCGCCAAUGUGAACCUGCUAUAAGAUAAGCAGACAGCGUCGUCCAAGGGGAAUUGCCCCUAGUACAACCAAGAUUUAAAGAAAAAAAAUGUUUUCGAAUCUUGAAUGUAGUAUUUAAUUCUUGUCUCGAAAUUACAAUGGACUGUUUUCAAACGAAAAGCCUGCAACUCUUCACAACUCUAUCGGUCCUAUAUUUUUUUCUAAGUCUUAAGAGGUAUCUAACAAUCAUUCUAGAUUAAAUUAUCAAUCGCCUUACAUUUAGAAACAGCUUAUUUAUUUAUUAAAACCUUAAUUUAUCCACAUAUGGUGAGAUCUGACCCUUCCUACGAAAUUUAAAUUCGGACAAAAAAAUGCUCCAAUUAUUGUUUAUUGAAUAGAUAAUGUCAGACAAUUUCUGAAUAAUGCCAAUAUGGGACCCUUUUAAUCCACGGUGAAUAAUUUGAUUUGAUGUUUCGCAUGAUGUAUUUUAUCCAAGUCAGACUUUGGCCACUUCCCCACCAGGUGUAACCAAUAUGACUCCCAGCAUUCAAUCUGACCAAUGGCCUUUGACCAUCCUCUUCAUCAGUUCACGUGUGAUUUGAUGUGUAGCAUUAUGGAUUUAGCAUAUGUCAAUGUCUGGCCACUUCCAGCGUUGUAAAGUGUCACCUUCAAUCAACAAAAUGGAGAGUUUCACUAGCCACCUGAUGUGAAUAUCAGAUCCUCUAGUGUCAAUAUCUUUGUCACAAUGUUAUGGCGAGAAUGACUUGAUAAUCGUGAUGCAAAUAUUUCUCACUGGUGUCAGCAAAUCGGUUCCAGAAAAAAAAGCUCAUCGAGUAAUUUCUUGAUACACUUGAUACACCUAUUCAUUAGACUGAUGCAACUUUUGAAAAAUUCGCUCCACAGUGCUCAAACGGCUUCAGAUAGGGUCCUGAUUAGCCUCCCAAAAAUUGCACUCUAUUGAUAAGAAACUGAAUUGGCGAUUUGAAGUUUAUAUGGGUGAAAAAACAAAUCUUUGAUUCAUAUCUAUCUAACAAAAAAUAACCAUAUUGCUCUGCUUUAAAAACUUACUGACCAUUUUCCUAAUACUUUGAAAAAACUGUUUAAUUUUAUUUUUUUCUUCGAUUUCAAAGUACUUUAUGACAACCGACCGAUGCGUUGCAUAGCAACCUAGACUACAUAAUAAGAUCGUGGUAGGGCUUUCCUUUUUGAAUUUUCUUUGUUAUUGUUGGAUCCCAGCAAUCAUUGGACACGCAAUCCAAUCAGAGUAACCUUUGAAUUAAAUAUUUUGUCACCUGACGAUUAAUUUCGAAUUAGACUUCCAAUAAAGAUAGACUUGUUACAACCGCUCAAGAUCAUUUUAUUCCGGAAGUACAGGACAUAACAGUUAUCAUGAUCAAUUGACCCUGGAGUACGUCAAUUGAUGCGGCUUCUGGACGAGUCUGCAAAACGUGCGAAUAAGACGAGCCACGUGGAGGAAAAUUCUGGGGAAUCGGCUUUCGCUGGGAAUAAGGCUGGCUUCAAGUGCUUCGAAUGUGGUCGUUUCGGGCACAAGCGUGUCGUCAUGUUGCGGCGAAGGAACGCGAGAGGAAUCUCAAACCGAAUGGAAGAGGUAAACGAAAGUAGAAGGGCAAUGCAAAUGUCACUUGCGAAAAUGAGGCGUCGUUUAUUGCUGCUACGGGUAAUAAAAUAGACAAAGCAAAGUUUGAUUAUUUGGUUCUACAUCAACAGACUGGGUUUAGUCCUAAUGAUGGAUUAAGCAAUACUAGGAAAUACAAUAUAGUCAAGAAGUAACAAGCUCCAAAGGCCGUGAAGUCCAACUUAAUUUCUAAUUCUUAAAAAUAUAUCACGGAAUCUCUGACGCUGCGUCUCGCGUGCCAAGUGAAAAUCAAAUAAGGAAGCAAAACGAUUGAAAACCCUUUGUAGCCCAUUGAUAGCACCAUACGAACUAUAGUUUGUACGACGAAAAGGUAUUCUCAGCAUUGCGUUGUUACGGAGUGCUCGUGGUUGAACGUUAACGUCGAUUUGUUGUAGAAUAGAAGGACAAUUGAUUCUGCCCUGUAGAAUGGCUGCCACAAACAGGGCCCUUGUCGUAUCUCUUCGAAUCCACACCGACUUUCGUAGCUUGGUAGGCGAUGAGGAUCCCUCCAAGAUGAAUCGUCGUUGAAUAGACUCUACUCUUUGUACACUGUUUUGGUAAUUGGGAUUCCAUACAGGGCAGCAGUAUUCUAACACCGACCGGACGAGAGAGCAGUAAAGCGACUUCAAACAGUAGAUGUCCGUGAAACUUUUAGCUAUCCUGGAUGCUUUGUCGAUCACGUACGAGAUAUGCUGACUGUAUGUGAGUUGACAAUCUAAGAUGACUCCCAGAUCCUUAAUGUGAUUCACACGAUGUACGUCAACGCCCUCUAGGAUAUAACUGAAUGUAAUUGGAUGUUUCUUCCAUCAGAACGUGGUUACUGAACUUUUUGUUGGAUUUACAACCAUGCGAUUCAGUUGGCACCAAUUAACAAAAGUGUUGAGUUGGAGUUGGAGAAGGAGGCAGUCAGCGAUGGCUCGGAUUCGGAGAUAGAGUUUCAUGACGUCUGCGAACGACAGUCGUGGACCGUCGAGGACGAACUUGACGUCGUUGAAAUACACAAUAAAUAUCAACGGGCCGAGGUGGCUACCGUGCGGAAUACCCGAAGUGGCAGGGAACGAAGGAGAUCGGCAGUCGUCGAUUGCAACUUCCAACUGACGAUCAAAUAGAUAGAAUGCGAACCAUCGUAGAAGACUGUCGUUUAUACCGAGCCUAUUUAGUUUGGCGAUCGCUGUCGCUAUUCGCAUAACAGUCCUAUGUAGAUAGGAAAUCCAUAGGACAUGGGACUGUUAUGCGAAUAGCGGCAGUAUAGGAUGGUUCAACUUGUCGAAGGCGGCUGACAGGUCAGUGUAAAUGACAUCUGUUUGCAUAUGGUCUGUCAUACUCUCCAUAAUGUACGAGGUGAGACACAGAAGGUUGGAAGUAGUCGAUCGCACUGCCAUGAAACCAUGCAGAUCUUCACUCAAGUGCUGCUUGAAGUGAGAGACUAAUGGUUCCAUAAUGACCAACUCGAACAGUUUAGAUAUGGCACACAACGAUGUGAUGCCGCGAUAGUUGUCGAUGUUUCUUUUGCAUCCCUUCUUAUGCACUGGAAACAUAUCAGCUGAUUUCCAGCAGGAAGGAAACACCCCACUGGAGAGGGACAUUUCGAAUAGAAGGCAGAGAGGAGCCACCAGGCUAUCGAUGUGUUGCUUGAGAAAGACGGAAGGAACUCCAUCAGGUCCAGGCUUAAAUGAAGACUUCAGUUGCGAAGCCGCCUUAGUUAUUAUAGCGAGUUCAAUGUUGAAAGCUGCCAAAGAUUGACCAGACAUUGGAACAUUACUGGCUGCUAGAGAAACGUGCUCGUCAGGUAGGUUCUCAUCCGAGAAUACACUCGCAAACUUGGUUGAGAACAGACGGCAAAUGUAUUGAGGGGAUGAAGCUUCUUCGCCGUUCAGUACCAUAGUCGAUGGAAGACCAGACUCCUUUCGUUGCUCAUUCACAUAAUUCCAAACAGUUUUCGGGUGAGCUCGAAGCUUCCGUUGAACAUCUCGUUGAUAAUCCUCGCAUAAUGGUCCUUGAGUUGUAGGGUGUGGUACUUGGUGUAUUUUCUUAGCGCGGCUCUUUUGGAAGACUUUUACAUACGGAGUUCACUUGUUUGCCAAGGAUGAUUAUUACCUUGUUUAGGAACGUGUCGCUCAAUGACGUAAGCCAAAAUAUGCGAGAGCGUUUGUCCAAAUUCAAAAGAAGUUCACCAAUACUGUCGUGGUCAGCAUUUCGGAAAUCGUAGGAGACCUCUAGGGGUGGAAUGACCUCAGGAAUUUGGUUACAUUCAAGUGCAAUAACUGAAGGAGGAUGGUGUGGAACAGUCUUUAUCAACGGAGAAACAGCCAUAGACAAAUGCGAAGCACUACCCUGAGCGGUGACGAAGCAAAGGUCUAAGCUACGAUUGUUCUCAUUAACCACGUGGUUGAUUUGCUUCAGAGUGGCGAUACUGUAAUGAUCCAAAAGGCUUACAGCUCCAGAGGGAAAUGUAGAACGGUCGUGGUCCGGAUACAGGAAUCCACCGUAAGAUGAUCGCCAAUAAAUUGCCGGUAGAUUGAAGUCGCCAGUUAACGCAUUGGUAGUGUUCGUGCCGAACCAGAGGACUUAAACACAAGCUGUCCCGAGUUUGUGUAACCACGCGAAGGUUUACUUACCACGCCGAACGGUUUGGAUGGUACGAUGUUGCCCUGCCGGGACUGCUGGAGCGAGUCCUUUUUUUUCUCGAUUCUAUCAAACAAACUGUUCGAGACGCUAAGACAGUUAUUCUCCUAAAUUGAGAGACUGUUACAAUAGCUUGGUUCAGAAUUUUGAUAGACCGAAAAGGAGUGCCUUCAGCAUCAGGUUUUUGGACUUUGAUUUUAGACCGAGGACUGAACUUCUCACUAUAUUAGAGAUUCUGGUCUCAACAGUGGUCUAAGCUUAAAACCUGAUGAAGGUACUGGAUGGAAGGAAUUCGCAUCUUAACAGAUCGACAAACGAUUUAAGACUAACGAAAACAUUCAGUUAAUAAGUUGGAAAUUUGCCUUAUAUAGGGGUUUGAGUCUAGAAAUAUUAGUCUCCUGCUAAGAUCUUCCUAACGUAAUGUUGAUAAGAACGAAAGAGUCAAAAAUUAUUCCUAAUCUAAACUUUAUCCAUCGUUCUCCUUCAAGAUCAUGUGAUGCAUUUGGGACCAACGCAAUCCGACUCCAACGCAGCGCCUUUACCUUUACUGGCGAAAGCGUAUAGUUUCCCCACUGACGAACAGACAUAGCACAUUGGAUUAUUUCUCACUGUAAAACAUCGUCGCUAAAACAUAUCCGCCAUGUGUUGAGUACACUGUGGUGGGUAGUACGCUGUACAGAUGGCGGUAGUGUGAAAACGUCAAACGCAAGGGAAUUGACUAUGCGCCAACUAAGAUACUUUUAAAUUGGCCGAUAAAUGCUUGUUCGAUGAACAUCUUGCGAGUGUUAUGUCUGUUUGUCUGUGGUUUCCCUAUGCUGAGUUUAUUUUUUGUUUUAUACUGCGUUGGGUACAUUCUACGGAGCAAACGAGAGCGUACCGCUUAUGCGUUCUCUUAUUACAUAACAUUGACCUAGAAUAUUGUGUCAUUUUCGUUGCUCUCGUGUUCAUUGAACCUGGCUAAGCGAAGGGAUGAUGGAACAGAACAGCUGUUUAUAUUUGACUUUGAACUUUUAUUUCUUUGCAUCGUCUUGAGUGAUUCGAGAACGUUCUUCAAUUAUUGCUAAUUUAUCGCAUUCACAACAGGUAGAUUGGGUAAAAGAGAACAAUGAAAAUUUAAAAAGGCAAAGCCUACCACGACCUUAAUAUCUGAUCUAGGUUACUAUGCAACGCAUCGGUCGAUUGUCAUUUAACACCUCCGUUCAACCGAAAAGCCAUAGCUUGUUUCGCAAUUUUUCAAAGGUUCCCUUGACAGUCCUUUCGUAAAAAUAUCAGUGUAAAUAAUAAAGUUACAUAGAAUGUUGACAUGUGUCAUCUGCUUGUGAUCCCGUGGUUCUUCAGCAAUCCGGAUGCAAGACUGGUUGUCCUCAAAUAACGGUAUCGGAUGAUGAAAGAUGUCUCCAAGUUGUUCCAACAAGUUCUUGAGUCAAAUAGUCUCACAGAGAAUGUUAUGCAGGUUCAACCGAGGAUGUACAUACGGCGGGGAUGGCGUUCGCAUUUAAUGCGGAGGCAUUUGUAGAGGACCUACCGUCAACCAUAGACGGUCUUCGUCUUUCAUUUAUUUAACGUCGGUCUCUGUUCCGCAAACUAGUGCCAAUCACUGUCGGGCAUCUAUUGCCAUCCAUUGACGGCAAUCAAAUGUGCAGGAACUUCCACACCUGCGUAGGACACACGAGCCGGGACCAACGGCUUUACUUCUCUUCUGAAGGAACACGUGACCAGAGAUUUUAUACCUAAGAAAAAUCCCACCGAGCUCGGCUGGAAGUGAACCCAGACCGAUUGGGGUGAGAAAGCAGUCACGCUUUCCUUUGACGGUCUACAGAAGCGGAGUGACUGGAUCCAUUGGAAAGCUGCAAUCAACGGUGAACUAGAAUCGUUCCGAAGUCAGCGCGAAAGAACAUCGUAGACUGCAAAUGGGUCUUCAAGGUGAAGUGUGAUGAAGCUGGAAAUGUAGAUCGCUUCAGGGCUCGACUAUAGUCACUAUAUUUAUAGUCUGGCGGAUAGCAUUUCGAUCUAUUCAAAAGCGGAACCAAUUCAAUAUAUGAUACAAGUUCUCCGGUAGUGGUAGAGCAGAACUACCAUGGGGCGGACCAAGACUCAAAUACUAAGGCCAAUUGCACCAACAAAUCUUCAAAGGUACACAAAUUAUCAUUUUAUAGCUUAUAUUUUGUGCCCCCCCAUUGGUCCCUUACAUUGUGUACAUUUAUGCUCUCAUUGUGCCUACCACCUGUUCUUUCCAACUAGUCCAAUCUGUCUAGCUUAACUUUAUUACUCACGGUACCGUGGACGUGACCUAUCGGAUUGCCGACUUCUUCACGAGGUCUGCCCGUUCGUUUUGAAUUGUUUGACUGCGCUUCGCUGAACGCUGUUCCACACACGUGGGGGCCGUUGGCGAAGUCGUGCAUCGUUCGUGUCCGCCGACUCCUUGAUCGGCGCUGGUGCUUUGCAGAGGGAAGUGGAUGAAGCAAAAACUUGAACGAGAAACCAAAAAAACGACCCUGAAGGGUACAUCCGUUACCAUCUGUCAACCAAAAAGGGUACAAUGUAACUAACCCGUCGUGGGGUCGUUUCCUCCUGAUAUCGGUCCUGGUUGACUGGACUUGCUUCCAGUUUGCUAUCGGUUGGCCACUGAAUGGCGGUGUCGUUCUGAAGCGCGUUCUGAAUCGUGCCUGACGGAAAAAAAGUAAAUGCCCGUCAGUGACGGCAAGUUGUUGGUUUCGAGAUUUCCCCUUACCGGUUGUGAUUAACGGGUUGCCGGUUGCUCUCGUAUCCGCAACUGCAAUGGUAAAACUACUUCCAACCGCUCGUUUGCUCUCGUCCAAAUGGUACCGCCUGCCCUGAUAUCGUUUGUCGUGCCUGACGGAAUAGGAGUUCUGAUUAACGAGUUGCCAGUUUCACUCGUGUCCGCCACUGCAACAGCAAGGCAACUUCUCGCCGCACGUUUGUUGUUGGCCAACGUUCUUGAGUAACGUCAGCGUUCUGCCUAGUGCCGGCAGAUACUCGGGACCCAGCCUCCGGCCGGUGCUGCCCGGUGUAGCCGAUGGUUACCCUACCGGUGACUAAUGGCUUGCCGACUUGCCUCGCAAUGGAAAAACGACUUCUUCGUCCAGUGUUGGAUCCCCCACGGACGUCUAGCGUAGCAGUCGACCAACGAGUUGCCGCUUAUUGCGCAAUCUGUUUCGUGGCACAAACUCCGCCGGGAUUCCAGAGGUUUUUUCACUGUCCACCACACUCCAGAUAACGAUUCGGCCACUGCCCACACCGAGGCAAAGAACGAGAAACGUGAGCUUCGUUUAGCUCUUCACUACGGUCGGUGACACUAACCCAACUUUCCGAAAACUGCAAUGGCGAAUGAAACCGGAAUCGUACGAGCUGCUGCUGGAACUUUUCCUACAGGGCGGUAUCGCUUUGUGCUUGCCUUUUGCACGUCGUUGUUCGCCGGGCUGCUUUGCAUUGUCGCUUGCGAAGAGGCCUUUUCCUUCGUUGAGCGGUACUUCUGUAUGACAGUUUCGAUGCGCGUUUUGAAUUAUCGGUUGGCGGAGCGAGGGUUGCUGCAUUUAUUUGCUUAAAUGCUAAUGAUGACAUACUCCGGUUAGGUUCCGGUAACAAAAUGUCAUGUAAAACUAACUACAUCGUAACAUAUAUUAUAGACCAACAAUUGAAAAGCUACUAUCAACUUUUAAAACAAAACGUUGAUUCCUCGCCAAUCGAUUGCAAAUUACCAGCAUCAUCGGUAAGGGGAAACUUUUCCCAACCCAAAGAUGGUGUUAGUUUGCGUAGGCGAGCCUUGAGUAACAAGAAAAGGGUUUCCGAAGUUUUGUUCACAAUAGCUGAUGUGCUCUUUUCUGUUGUUGGUUGUGAUUUGCUCGAUUGGUAACGCUAUUUGACCGCUCAAUUGCUUCCCGAGAUUCUUUCCGCCAGACUAUGAAUAUAGCGGCUAUAGGAUCGACUGGUGGCGAAAGGCUACUCGUUGCAGCACGUAAAAUAGAGCACACAAAUCAUGUCACACUGUACAAUACAGUGUUGCCGACAAAACAGUUGCUUGAUCAUGUCAUAAGAUUAUCAAUCUAUUAAAUAAUCAAUAACUAUUUAAUUUAACGUUUGGAUGAAAAACGGUCAUCCGCAAAUUUGUAGCUGAGAAAAUGCUAUAGAACUUUUCAUCAGGACAGUAUGGAAAAAAGACUAGAAGACAAUUAACAAAAAGUUUGGUUUUCCCACAGUAAUUUCCAUAUAAACUUCAAAUGGUUUGUGCCAAGUCAGUUUCUUACCAGAUGAGUUUAAUUUUUGGGAGGCUGAUCAAGAAUAGAUUUGAAGCCGUUUGAGCACUGUGGAGCGAAAAUUUAAAAUGUUGCACCAGUCCACCACUAUUCAAUGCAUGCAAUUGGAGCAUAAGGCUUAACACACAUUAUCAACAUAGGCCCUUAAUUCUAGGUUGCGUGCGACGCUGUCUGCUAAGUCCAAACGUUUUCUAAGUAUAUUUAUUACGACGUACUUCCACUUGAUAAUUUACACUUUCCCCCCUUUUUUACGAUAUUACUCUAAAAUACAAUUUAAAAAAAUAAGAUUCUUUCCCGUUUCAAAUUAUGCUCUCGAGAGAAAAGAAUUCGUUUGACUGAAGAACGAGUUAGUCCACUUGAUUUAACCUAACUGCUAGUUCCCUCUUACUGUGUCUUCUUUUUUUAGUUUAAAUUAAUGCCAAAAAUUAUCCCCAAACCAACAAUAGAAGAAAAAAAAGGUGCGACAAUUAGACGAAAGUAAGAAGAAUAGACGCUUCCUUAGAUAAACAAACAAAAACAAAAGAACACAAACAAGCUAAAAGGAACAAUGCCAUAACAACUCAAUUAUAAAUUAGUGAGAAAAAAAAGAAGUAAAUUUACCCACAAAUGGAAUUAUUGUUUUUCCCGCCAGUGAAUGAUAUUAUUAUUAAUCGAGGUGAUCUUUAUGGUUUAAAUGGGAAUUUUAGUGUAUGCGAAAUUGUCGAUAAAAAGAAAAACAAAAUGCGAGUAGAAUUGUGCAUUUUCCCCCUCCCACUGAUAAACAAGAUAAAUCUUAUUGCAUUUUCCAGCCGAGAGAGAAAGAGAGAGAGAGAGAGAAGUAAACAGUAUACAUAGGGCAGAAAGCGCAAAUGGUUGUAAAUAACAUUAUUAGAUGAUGGGGAAGCAAGUAGUGCAGAUUAUAUUUUUUUGCAGUAAAAGAAAGAAGAAAA
Messenger RNA from Ochlerotatus camptorhynchus, 11335 nucleotides. RefSeq lists its product as uncharacterized. The transcript has 3 exons. NCBI's taxonomy places the organism in Eukaryota, Metazoa, Arthropoda, Insecta, Diptera, Culicidae. The record is from RefSeq and is a predicted model, not a curated record. Bases 306 to 1388 code for a protein of 360 amino acids.